ACGCGCGUUUUCUACUUUCGAUAUGACUGAUUUGAGAGGAUCGAUGCAUGAACUUCCCAGAGAGACGAUUCGUCUCCUUGGAAGCUCACAAGUGAUAACAUCAGUAUAUAGCGUCGUGAAAGAGCUUGUAGAGAAUUCACUUGACGCAGGUGCCACGUCUUUAGAGCUGCGUUUGGAAAACUAUGGUUUGGAUAAAAUUGAACUUAGAGACAAUGGUUCAGGAAUACCAACCGCAGAUGUCCCAUUGGUAGCCAAGAAGUACCACACCUCUAAAAUCAGCAGCUUCUCAGACCUGGAGGAUCUAGUGACCUACGGCUUUAGAGGUGAGGCCCUGGGGUCACUCUGUACCGUAUCCAACCUGUCAAUCACCACUAGGACAAAGGACGAGGAAAUCAGCACCACCUACAGUUAUAAUUACCAAGGGCAGAUAACUUCAUCUCGACCAACCCAUCUUGGAAAAGGUACAACUAUCACUGCCUUUAACUUGUUUAAGAAUCUACCAGUUAGGAGACAGUUUUACAACACAAACAAGAAAAAGAAAGAUGAGUUAAAACGCAUUGAGGACCUUCUUCUGUCUUACGGAAUUAUAUUCCCCUCAGUGCGGAUCAAUAUACGACACAACAAAGAUGUCGUCUGGCAGAAAAAUCCUGUGUCAGAUCUCAAGACCGCCAUAUUUGAAACUCUUGGAAAUGUUGUUGGGAAUAACCUUCAGAAAAAGGAGCUUGUUCUGGAAUUUCCAAAGGUGGAAAUGGAGCUGUAUUUACCCUCUGUGGGAUGUGAGUGGGCGUCAGUGUCACGCAGUGUUAACGACAGAAGCUUCGUGUUUAUAAACCAGAGACCAGUCCACCAUAAAGAGAUUGAAAAGAUGAUCAGAAGUUACCUUGGCUUGGAGAAGGGUAGAUACCCAGUGUUUAUCAUUUCUGUAGUGAUUCCACCCUCUGAUCUAGAUGUCAAUGUAGAACCUAACAAAACUAGGGUCUUCCUACACAAACAGGAAGCUGUUUUGGAACUCUUGGAGGAAUAUCUGAAAAACACAUACGAUCCAGCAAAGCAGUGCAAUAAAGAAAAUAAAAGGUUUUUUGUAGAAAAUGGACAACUUGAUGAACCUUCUGUCACAAUUUCUAAGAAACAAGACCUUGAAAACAAGGCCAGAAGUACUCCCAUGGUAACCACAAAUCCCCAGGUCAAGGUCAUAUCCAUGGAAGACAUUAGUGUACUUGAUGAGUCCCUUCCUGUGAUUAGAGUUACUCUACCAGGAGGAGGAAAAAAUGAUGAAAGUCAGCUUGAUAAAGUUGCUAAUGUGACUAAUGAAAAUGAACCAGGUCAAGCCAAAAGAUCUGAAAGUCCAAACCUGUCAAGCGCUCAGGAACUACAAACUGAGGGACCAGCUCCAGAAUCCCAUUCUUUUGGAGAAGUUGACACAAUGGAAACCUCAGGUGAUAGAUUCAAUGAACAGACUUCAGUUGUGACAGAUGGCUUAGAUGUGCCUGUGAUAUCAUUUGAUGUGGUGACCCCAGAUGACACCAAGGAGAGGUCAAAUGUCAUUUCACAAAACAAUGAAUUAACUGAUGAUUCCUUAUCAGAACUUUUGUCAUCUUGGCCAGAAACUAAAGAGCAGACAGGAAGUGAACCAGAUAUGGGUGUUAUGGAAAACCACAGUAAAGAACCUACUGCACCCAGUGGAGAGCAAUGGAGCAAAGGUCAAGGGUUAAAAAGCUCAAGUGGAGAAGUCAUUGAGCCUGUGAAGAUUCUAAAUUGUGGGAAACGCCCCCUUUCCCCUGAGAGUGGAAAUUCGCCCCCAAAGAAGAGGAGAUCUUUAGAGAUUAUUUUUGAUGACAAGAAUUCAUUUUCAACUCCCCAGAAAGGAAAUGCCUUUAAACUUUUUGCGAAAAAGAUGACUCCAAAAGUUAUCACAGCUAACCCAAACUGCUCUGGAAACAGAAUAACAGAAUUGAUCAGAGAAGCCUGGGACAAUCUUACUGUUUCUGAGAGAACAACCUAUGAGCUCAGAGCUGGCGCACAAGCCGCAGAGAAAGGUGGAACAAAGCCAUUGUUAAACCAGAGCUUGAAGCACAAAGUUCAGAACAGCAAGCUUCAGAGAACUCCGACAAUAAAAGAGCAGUUAUUGAAGACAGCUCGUAAACAUGGUACCUCCCCAGAAAGUCUGAUUCCAAGGAAGGAGAAGGCAUUACCUUUCAGCCUCCAGAAGCUUAAAGAGACGUUCUCAUCAUGUCUUACAGCCAGUCAAAUGGCAGACACACAAUGCUGGGAACUGAUUGGUCCUCUGAAGUCAUGUGGUAUUUGGACAUGUUACCAUGACUACAAAAUCCACAUCUUAAAUCCACAUCGUGUGCAUGAGACAGUUUUAUACCACCGACUAAUGAGGGACCAUGUUUUACCCACAGAACCACUGGAACGACCAAUCAAAAUCACUCCAGAAUUGUUAGGCAGUCUCUGGGAAACCUUUAGGGAGCUAGCUGUUCAGUACAGAACAUCAGAGAUGUACCCAGUCCUCAGGGAUAACAGGUUCACAAGUAAUGGAAUCAACAUCAAACUCUUCUUUGAUGCCAAUGAUGAUGUACAGGCUGAGUUAUCUUCCUUGUCUCCAUGUAUUCCUACGUAUGGGAUAGACGACCUUAAGGAGAUUCUGGAACUGAUACACAACACAGGGGCAGAUUCCAUCCUGAGGUCACGACCCCUCAAGGUCAUCAAUUAUCUCAAGUCAGAAGCAGUGAGGAUGGCCAGACAGUUGCCACGACAGCAAGACUAUGAUGACAUGCAGGACCUCUUGAGUCAAGUUCGAGAUCUAUUACCAAAGGGCUGCUACUCUUGUCUUCAUGAAAGACCCUUUUUAUAUGCAGUUUAUGACAUGAGUUCUCUGCCUUUAACACAGUACUCGCAGUCAUAGUGGGAAAUAUA
Molecule: messenger RNA, 2919 nt
Organism: Saccostrea cuccullata (small rock oyster)
Lineage: Eukaryota; Metazoa; Mollusca; Bivalvia; Ostreida; Ostreidae
Product: PMS1 protein homolog 1-like
Exons: 14
Coding region: 23-2908 (961 amino acids)
Biological process (GO): mismatch repair
Cellular component (GO): MutLalpha complex
Molecular function (GO): ATP hydrolysis activity; ATP-dependent DNA damage sensor activity; mismatched DNA binding
Source: RefSeq, a predicted model, not a curated record